CACAGGACUCUUUGUUGCUUUUUACAGAUCCAGACUAACAAGGCUACCCCUCUGAUACUUUGCUGGUACAGUUUGUGAUUCCCCACCUGCCUGGCCCCCAGACAUAACUAUGCCAGCAAAACUUUUAAGUGCAGACCAGGCCCAGAACUCCCACUUCAGGACAUUGCCAUGCAAUUUACAGUAUUAAAUUAUUUUAUUGAAACCUCUUCUUAAUGCACUCUAAAAACGUCCAAAACUAGAGAGAGCAGCACCUCUGCAGUUCUAUGAGCCCACCUGAAAUACUUUAGAUGCGUAAAGUAUGUACAAAGGCUUUGAUCCAGCAACAAUAUAUGCUUAUCUUUACUUAUGAGUUGAAAUUUGUGGGAUUGCUCACAUGCUUGGAAGUUAGGCAUGUGUGUAACUAUUAGCAGGUUUGGGGCCACCAUUUAUGCACAGAAGACUGCAUUUUGCAUACUUCUCUGUGUUGCUUUAAAUGUAUUAUAAAACACCAGACAGCAGCAAAAUAGAUUUUUCACUGUGAUUUCAUCUGUGGGUACCUUGUAGACAGUUUUACAUUUGGAUUACACAAGACUUUUUAUGCAUUAAACAUCAUUUUUUUUUAUUAUUUCAAGUAUUAAAAUGUAUUUGUUUUAUUAAAUAACUGAUACGAUAUAUUUAAUGUCCUAUAAGAAUUUACUCUUUUAUAGGUUUUCCUUUUAGCUUUUGAAUAAAUUUAUCCUGAAUCUGUAUUAAAAUACCACCUUAUUUAAGAAACCACCUUUUUAGAUUCUCCUGAGUGGUUCCUUAUUAUAUGGUAUAUCUUGUCUGCAAAGUACAUUUAAAUGUAAAACUAAACACAAACAAUGCAUUGAAACAAUGUUUAGAUUGAAGAAGCAAGGAGAAAUUAGGUUAAAAUGGCUAGAGUAACUUUUAUUCAGCCCAGUUCUGUUUACAUGUUUAGUAUCAUUUCUGCAACUGGACAGUUUAGUUACAGUGAAGUUUAUUAAUGAGAUUUAGCCAAUUUUCAAUUUGACUCUCAAGCAGAUACUUUAAAAAAAAAAAGGUUAAUUAUUUGAAAUAACAAUUUAGUAUGAAAAUAUUCCAAGCUGUGGAUUGCUUGUCAGCUCUUUACUGUAUUCAGUAUUUGACAUGUGGAAUUCACUAUUAGAGUUGUUUUUCUUUCUUGCCUGCAUUUUAUAAGCCGGAGGAGUGCCUGAACAAUUCAUUCUGUCAGGCUGAGGUUGGAAGGACUAAAAGAGAGGAAUUAAGAGAACUGGAUUUUAGGAGCAAUGUAUUUUGUCUCCACAAAAUCUUUUCUAGUUUAGAAUGUUUGGUUGUUUAUUUUUAUACCUAAGAAAUAAAGGACUGACUGAGACUUUUUUUAAAGUAAGCUUUUAGGAUAGGUUCCUGAUUUCAUACUUCUGAUGUUUAGUUUUGAGCAAAUAUAACUGGCCCCUUAAAAUUUACUUUUGGAGUCUUAUCUGGUUCUUCCACUUCAUAGUUUUAUGUUUAGAUGGUUAAAUAACAUGGGAAACAUACAUAGUGACCUCUCUGACCCUACUGAACCAUAGCUUUAAUCAACUUGAUUACUUCAUCAACAAAUCUCACAAGUUGUUAAUGUUAAACCUAUUUGAAUAAUUGUUGGCUCAGAGUUUACUUUUAAUAGAUUGUUAUUCAGCCUGUUUAAGCAUAGAAGAGCCAUUCUAAAAGAUUUUUUCCCUUAGAAAUUAAAAUAUUUUGUGUUGCACCUGGAAUGUGGUGAUGCACUGAAUCUGGUUUUCAUACAAGGGACAUUAUUUAUUUUGUUCUGUAUUUGAAAGUAUCACAAGAGGGCGCCAACCUAAAGCUAAAAGCACACUGAAUGUGAGCGAGCUACCAGAGGGGUUUAUUUCUAUUUGUACUUACCCUCUUUUUAUAUUUUUUUGUUUUAGGGUUCAGACAGCACUGUAAUAGUAAUGUACUGUAAUGUAAGAGGCACAUUAUAAAUAUCUACACAGUGAGAUACACUAAAGGAUUAGAUCAAUGUUCAAAUUGAUGAAAAAUAUAUGGAAAAAAAACUGAAAUAAUCCAGAUCUUGAUGACUAUAUAAUAUGCAACACUGUAAAAUCAGGUCCCAUAUUUUUUGUCUCCAUGUAAUUGUUUAUUGGGCAUAAAAGGCCAAUUCAUUUGGGUUUACACAAAGGAUAAACUUGGUCCAUUAUGCUCAUCUUCAGCAGAAACAAAUGAAAAGAGAAAUGCAAAUAUGAAGAGAUUCUAUGAGAUUACAGAUAUUAAUAGCAAUGUAAGCAAAUGAUACAUGAUACAAAAUCCAUAUUCAGCAGUUAAGAUGUGAUAAAACAGACCAGUCAGGUAUUUGACUGGUUAUUUUAUCAGUCCCUGAAAAAAGUAACUUUCUUUAGGUUUUUUAAGUAGUACAUUGAAAGACGCUUACAAUUCCAUAAAAUGACUCAUUUCCCACCACUUAUAGCCUUCAUUUUAGUUAAACAGAAAAUUGACUUGCUUAUGAUGUGCUAAUGAGGAGAGAACAGUUUGGGAUUCAAGAAUAAAGCAAAAUAGUGGAAUGUUUCUCUUAAAAUGGUUAGCAAUUAAAUAAGUGUUUGUGAUACUGCCAAAUUUAGGUUUUGAGUUAAUAAUCAAUUGAGAUUAAGAGAACAGUUCACACUUCUUAGAAGUAUUGUCUCAGACUGUCUGCAAAUUGACAUCUGACAAUAAUAUCAGUUACAGUCAAUUUCUGUACUCAACAUUUUCUUCCCCACCAUGAGAGCUACAAACUUCCAAAAAAAUAAAACUUAGAUUCUAGGGUGUCAUUUUGCAGUAAGAGGUCCCGUGCUGUAAUCAUUUCAUUUAUAAAUUUCACAAAAUGCAGCCAGCCCCGGACUGUAGAUUGCCUCGGAUCGUUCUGAAUGUAUUUGUAUGUGGUGGUGGUGGGUAAUCUAGCGUUACUGGAUCUAGUGCAUUGGCCUCAAAAUUCACUUUCAGAGCAAGAGAAUAAAAGAUGAUAAAUGUGUAAAGAAAGAUAUUGUCAACUCAAGCUUCCCAACGGGGAAUAGAGCGGAGAAGCCGUGUGUGGGUCUGUGCCAGAGUGUUCGUGCAGGCCCCUUGGGAACUCGGGUCUCCCUGUUGAAGUUUGUGCGCUCGGGGUGGGUGUUUGAAGAGUGUCUCCCGCUUGGUAGGCUGGGGGACAAGGAUGGGGGAGGGCUCAGCGGCUGAGUCUUUCCCUGCUGUACCCCUUGUCCCUGUAGCUGGCCCUUUAAGGGCUGGCGAGGUAUCUACGUCCCUCGGCUAUGGUGCGCAUGUGCAGUGAGGGCUGCUGAGAGGCGGCGCCGCGGAGCUUGUCAGUUCGAUUCUGGGUUGCUGCCUGCGCAAUGUGUCCCCCCGGAGGCGUGUGAGCCCGCCUGGCGGCUCGCAGGAGCUUACCCAGCCCGCCGCAGACGCUAAUGGCGGAGCCGGGCCCUGAGGAGCCAGACGAACGGCUGUUGCUGCUCUCGGAGCCGGCGCUGCAGGACAGCCCCCCCUCGCGGGGGCUCCACGGGAAAGCAGCUCCCGGCGGGGCCGUGAGGCUCGGCGGGGCCCCGGGGCUGGAAGAGGACGGGAACGUAGACACGGACCCCGAGGAGGAUGGUGAGGAAGAGCCGCUGCUAGGAGCGUCUGCCACCCGCCGGAGCCGGAAAGCCAGUGCCUCUUGGGACAGGGAGACUCGCAUCGCCGCAGGAAACGUGGGAAGUAGCGCAGAGAUGAACUUAUUUUUGGAUGAUCCAGAAUUUGCAGAAAUUGUGCUGAGAACAGAACAAGCUAUAGAGUGUGGAGUCUUUCCAGAAAGAAUUUCCCAAGGAUCUAGUGGGAGCUAUUUUGUCAAGGAUCCAAAGAAGAAAACUAUUGGAGUAUUCAAACCAAAAUCUGAAGAGCCUUAUGGUCAUCUGAAUCCAAAAUGGACCAAAUACUUUCACAAGAUCUGUUGUCCUUGCUGCUUUGGCAGAGGCUGCCUUGUUCCUAAUCAGGGAUACCUUUCUGAAACUGGUGCCUAUCUUGUGGACACCAAACUAGGAUUAGGAGUGGUACCUAAAACUAAGGUUGUCUGGCUUGUCAGUGAGACCUUUAACUACAGUGCAAUAGAUCGUGCAAAAUCAAGAGGGAAAAAAUAUGCUUUAGAAAAAGUGCCAAAAGUUGGUAAAAAAUUUCAUCGAAUUGGACUACCUCCUAAGGUUGGCUCCUUCCAGCUGUUCGUUGAAGGAUAUAAAGAAGCUGAGUACUGGCUCAGGAAAUUUGAAACUGAUCCUUUACCUGAGAAUACUAGGAAACAAUUUCAAUCACAGUUUGAGAGAUUGGUUGUUUUAGAUUAUGUCAUCAGAAACACAGACAGGGGCAAUGAUAACUGGUUAGUCAGAUAUGAAAAGCAAGAUGAUGAUAUUGAUCUUUCAGAUAAGGAUAUCCAAUGGACUACCAGUAAAGAACCUGUUAUUAAAAUUGCUGCAAUAGAUAAUGGUUUAGCUUUCCCCUUUAAACAUCCUGAUGAGUGGAGAGCAUAUCCAUUUCAUUGGGCUUGGCUUUCUCAAGCAAAGGUUCCUUUUUCCCAAGAGACCAGAGAUUUGAUUCUCCCUCGUAUUUCUGACAUGAAUUUUGUACAGGAUCUUUGUGAAGAUCUUUAUGAACUGUUCAAGACUGAUAAAGGAUUUGACAAGGCUACUUUUGAAAAUCAAAUGUCAGUGAUGAGGGGACAGAUACUAAACCUCACUCAGGCAUUAAAAGAUGGAAGGAGUCCAAUUCAGCUAGUUCAGAUGCCACGUGUGGUUGUGGAGCGAAGUAGUACUGGAAGUCAGGGCCGAAUUGUUCAUCUGAGUAAUGCAUUCACACAGACCUUUCAUAGCAGGAAGCCUUUCUUUUCCUCCUGGUAGCAACACAAGAGGAAAGUAAAUGUCUGUAAUUCAGUAAGCUACUUUACACAAAAGGCUCUGCAAUAAUGUAAUUCUGCUGUAUACCGAGGACGCUGACUGCCAAAACCUCAAAACUUAACUUGAAAAUGUAAAGAUUUAAGAAUUGUAUUUUGAAUGUAAUCAAAGUUUACAAUUUUUGUGUCAAAAUUGUGAAUCCUUAUGUCAGGGAAUGAGAGGAAUUUGUCUAUACUGUAUUUUUAUAGGCUGAAUUCAUACUAAAGGAAAAACUUAGUUUACAUAUUCUGAGACACUACUUUUGAAUACAACAUAGAAAAAAUGCUUAUUGUUGGAUAUAAAUGUGAGCACAUAGAAUUAUAAACUGAUCUUUUUUAUUUACGCUUUAGAAAUGAAGUUCAGCAUGUUCUCUCUUUCUUUGAUUGUAAAAAUGCUAUUCAGUGUUACUGCUUACAGAUGUCAUAAGUUAUUCCAUGGGUUUUCAUAGCCUAGUGAGUUGGAAAAAUUAAAAUAAAAUGGUCAUGCAUUUAAAAAAGUGCAUUAGUGGCAAUUUUUGAAACUUGAAAAAUACUCCAAAGGUUUUUGAGUUGAGGACCAAAAAAGCACAUCUUAGUUUAAUCAGAAUUAGGGCAAAUUUUUGCCCUCAUAUGUGUACACAACUUCAUUUGGCCUCAGUGGGAGUUAUGUCCAUGUAUUGUUGGGUGAAAUUUGGUCUUUAGCCUUUUAAGGAUCACUUGUAUAUUUAAAUAGCUUACGGAAAAUUUUCUGUAAUAUAUCGUCUCCAUAGGUAGCAUUCUAUAGUUCCAUCAUGACAACAAAAUACUACAUAGUUUUGUUUAGAAUUGAUGGGUUGAUUGCUAACACUAUGUAUGACAAUUCAAUGGAGUAUAUUAACUGACACCAAAGUAGUUCCCUACCAUUGUUGAUUGAUGAAAAAACUGGAGUGUUGGUUGUUGAGCCAUCCCACUUGCAACAUUUUAAUUUAAACACUCUCCCUUAUUUAUUGUGGACCAGCAAAAGCAGAAAAUAGAUUGCAAUGUGUAAAGUACAGCAACACUGUCAUUGGACUCCUUGCAACCCCAUGUUUGUCUGCCACUUAUUUGUUUUUCUGUUGAAGCUACACAGUUUAAAAUAUAGGCUCAUCGUCCACAUUUGUGGCUUAUGUAAUAUGGUAAAUUAUUUUUACUUUAGUGAUGUCCUUGAAGGUUAGGACCUGGGGUUGGGGAAAAACCUUUGUUACAAAUAUUGUUGCUUUUAGGAAACCUACAGUUUUUAAGUAUUUCAGACAUUGCUGUAUUUUAUAAUUCCAAGCAAUACUAUUAAUCCCAAGAACAAAAUCCUUGUAUACUGUUUUAUAUAAUUUUGGAUUGAUGUACAUAUUGUAGCAUGUCAGGAAUUCACUUGAUUUACUAAAAUGUCUAAGCCUUAAAUGUAUAACUUACUGGACUGUGGUGUUUAAAAUAAGAUGGAGGCAGCCACCUUUAUAAGGUUCUAUGGCUUCAGUUUUUAGCUGAACAAUUUCUUAAAUUUUAAAGAGUAUAUUUAAGGUACUAGGCAUGCUUACUUGCAAUAAAUGUCAGUCUGAAAUGGA
This is a messenger RNA of Gopherus evgoodei (Goodes thornscrub tortoise), 6456 nucleotides long. It is a transcript of the gene PI4K2B, whose product is annotated as phosphatidylinositol 4-kinase type 2 beta. The record is from RefSeq and is a predicted model, not a curated record. NCBI's taxonomy places the organism in Eukaryota, Metazoa, Chordata, Testudines, Testudinidae. Gene Ontology annotation, biological process: endosome organization; Golgi organization; phosphatidylinositol phosphate biosynthetic process. Gene Ontology annotation, cellular component: endosome; plasma membrane; trans-Golgi network. The transcript has 10 exons. Gene Ontology annotation, molecular function: 1-phosphatidylinositol 4-kinase activity. Bases 3417 to 4871 code for a protein of 484 amino acids.